CAGAUGUCAAUCCCCAAAUAUAAUAAUGAACUGAAAUUUACUACUUUUCCCUUCAAUAAUAGCCACUAUUUCUUUAUUUUUGCCAAUCUUGUACAAUUUAGCAAGGAAUCUACGAUCUGUAAAUCAAUGGCCAAGUUUGCUGCUUUUUAAUGAAGAUCUUAUGUGAAAAUAUAAUUAGGAACUUAGUCUGAGAUACUUUUCUCUUUCAUAAUAUGCCACUAUGUAGUGACAUAACCAUUUAAGCUGUACUAAGCAUGUUUAACAUACAUUCAUAUGCAUCAUGCUUCUGACAAUAAUGCAUUAUCAUCUUCGCUUUGUCCCGACAAUAACUAGAAGUUUAAAUUCUUUCCUAUUGCCUUCAUUAUGUGAAAACUACACUUUAUAAUGGUACUAUAAUUAAAAUUGCUCAAACUUUCCUUAUCUGAUGUUUGGCAAAGCAGUUACUACUAUGACUUAAGCCUUAGCCAAUUUAGAGCUCAUUUUCCAUUUUCUUCUAUCCAUGUCAUGCACUACUUUCUGAAACAUUUUGCAACUUCAUAAAAGUUUUAGAUCAGUCUUAAAAUGUGGUUUGAAUUGUGCUUUUGUGUACCCACUGUUUUCAUACUAUAUUUGAGUUCAAAAAUAUUUUAUAGCGUUAGAGUUUCACUCAAAAUGCUAGAUAUAAUUCAGUUUUUUGGAUUUUUUUUUCAAAUUAUGGCUGUAAUGUUCUCGAUUUUUAUAAACCAUUCAAAUCAACUCCGUUUGAGAUGAAAACUUUACAGCAUAUCAAUAAUAGUUACAUCUUGCUUCUGUAAAAUUUACAAAAAAAGUUAAGCUCGUUUGGUUGCCCAAAUGAUUUGAAAACAGAGUGCAGUUUUCAGUUUCAGAAAACACAAUCAGUUUCAGUUUGAGAGUUCAGGGGACGUGAGAGUGAGAGGCUGCCUAGCAGUCUUCUUCAUCAUGGAAACCAUCCACAGGGCAGCGCAGCAGCGCGGUGCUUGCCAUUCGUCGCGUUCCAGCCCAUCCUGACUGUACUGUGGAUAUCGUCUCCAACUCUGACCAUACUCCGGCAACGUUUCCGACCAUUCCAGUGAGCCUCUGGUCAUACCACCGUGUCAUAAGAAGUACCCAGGAGACCAAAGACAAAGAGAAGAAGAGAAGAGGGGAAGAAGCCAAAGGGCACUAAGUUGUCAAAAAAGGCAUAAAAUCAAAUGUUCGUCAUGUGGAGGAUAUAACCACAAUAAAAGAAAAUGCAAAGACAACCCACUUGCCGGUGUUAAAGAAUAUGGCAACUUCACUAGAGCCGCCAAGAGGAGCAAGAAAAAAAAAUGCAAGACAGGGAUCUGCAACUACUAUUCCUGUUGAGCAACCUACUACUGCUACUCAACAAGGAUCUGCAACACAUGUUCCUGAUCAGCGGCCAGCAAAGAAGAGUCAGAAGAGAAACACCACUGAGACUCUCAGCCAACUCCAGAUGCAUUUGCUGGUGCUUCUUUCUCUCAACAUGCCAAUGAAAGUUCCCAACAAACUACCAGGCAGUCCCAGCAAGUUGCCAGCUCCAUGACAAUCCCAAUAGAAGGAAGGCUAAAAUGGUGGGUUUUUGGUAAUGAGAACAGCUCACGGCAAGAUGGCGGGCUCCCAAAGCGCGCCCCCCAUGAUGAAAGCCCAGGGCGGCUCCGGGGACAGGUCGGUGCAGCCCAUUGACCAAUAUGGCACCAACCUGGGCUUGGCAUUGGGAAGUACUUGGCCUCAGGGGAAGGGCUGUGACCUGGUGCUGGGCAAAGAGUUGCAGUCUGGGAUGGAUAGCAGGGUGGAGGAGAAGGAGGGGUCGCUGAUUUCCACGGAGAACGACUCCCAGGUGACUGACCCGGCGUCUUCCUGGGUGGCGGACAGCCCGGUCCCGGGUGGGCCGCCUACCAAGGUGAUGCGGCUGGGCUCUCCACUGCGGGGCCAAGAAGAGGAGCAGACCGGGGGAGAGGAGACACAGUCAGAGGGUGAGGAGGUGGCGCCACAGAAGGAUCUGCUCAAGGAGGCUUUGGCGGACGUGCAGCUGGUGCAGGGGAGACGCUCGAAGGCCAUCCCUUACACGCGAAGGAAGAAGGACGUCACGAUCACGGCCGUUCGCAAGAGCGGCAGGACCCGGGGAGCGGACGUGGGCACGCCGGCGUUGGAGAAGGCACAGCGCCUCACCGCGGAGAAGAACUUGGAGAAGAACCUGGACAAGGCGAAAGGCAAGGCGAAAGGCGCCGGAACACUGGCUCAUUGCCCCUCGCUGCCGCUGCCGUGUGCAGUGUGCUCGUGGGUUUAUGGAUCAAACUGCCGGUGACCAAUACCAUGAGCCACUUGUCGUUCAUCCUCCAUCAGCCGCACCUGCAGCACCUACACACAGUAGACAGGAGAGGGUCUCAAUAGAGAGCUACCUGUAGGGCAGUAGGGGAUUGGGUAGGCCAUCAUGUUGAAUAAUUUUUAUUUGCUUGGUUCUAAGCUUUGAUGACGUUCUUGCAUGAUAGAACCUUGUAUCCUCGUCCCCUAGAACGCGCCAGUUUACCUUGCCACGUUGUCUUGCUUCGCCAGCAAUAGAGUGAGCUGAACUUUCAAUUUUUGCUUAACCAUAUGCCUAAAGAAGCCCUCUAAUUUCGUUUGGGGUCUACCAUCCUCGAGCCAGUCCAUAAAGGCCCCUCAAGGUAAACUUGUUCGCAUCCAGAACUUCUCUGUCGGGUUUCAGAAUUUCCCUCCACCUCCCAAUAUUUUUUAUCUGUUUUAGAUUUCGGCUAAUCCAUUUCGCUAUGACUCCAGGUUACAGUGACCAAGUCGACAAAGCCAUUUCUGAACUUUCAAUUAUUUUUAUACUAAAAAAUCUUUGAUUUUUUGGACAAUUGUCGAAGCUUCAGUUUUCAAAGGACAAUGAUCGGUAUAGUAGGAUCUCGAAUAUUGGACCAAGUGAAGUCUUGAAUUUGCAAGUCUCUAAUUGCAUCAUUAAACUGGCUCUUUUUUCACACAGUGCAGCUGUGCUGGUAGUUCUGUCCUCACCUAAUCGGACUGUGUUUUAAAAUCACCAGCGACAAUGUUCAUUGUUUAGUUGUCCAGAGAUGGAACUCUGAAUUUUCAGAUUGCAAGUGAACCGUGAGUGAUCUUUUCUUG
Lolium perenne is the source of this 3120-nucleotide messenger RNA. RefSeq lists its product as uncharacterized. The record is from RefSeq and is a predicted model, not a curated record. NCBI's taxonomy places the organism in Eukaryota, Viridiplantae, Streptophyta, Magnoliopsida, Poales, Poaceae.